Mandrillus leucophaeus (drill) is the source of this 6327-nucleotide messenger RNA. It is a transcript of the gene ANGEL1, whose product is annotated as angel homolog 1 (Drosophila). Gene Ontology annotation, molecular function: 3'-5'-RNA exonuclease activity. Lineage: Eukaryota; Metazoa; Chordata; Mammalia; Primates; Cercopithecidae. The transcript has 11 exons. The record is from RefSeq and is a predicted model, not a curated record. Bases 133 to 2136 code for a protein of 667 amino acids.
AGUUGUUGUUGAAGCGCGGCGGCGGGAGCGCUGGCUGCACCACGUGGGCCGGACCGGGCCGGGGGCGGGGCCGAGCUGAGGGAGGCCCUGCAGGCGGCAGUGGGGAGCGGAGGCGGGCGCGGGCGGCCGGCCAUGAUCGCUUCGUGCCUGUGUUACCUGCUGCUGCCGGCCACGCGCCUCUUCCGCGCCCUCUCAGAUGCUUUCUUUACAUGUCGAAAAAAUGUCCUUCUGGCGAAGAGCUCAUCCUCCCAGGUAGAAGGCGACUUUGCCAUGGCCCCUCGGGGCCCUGAGCAGGAGGAAUGUGAGGGCCUGCUGCAGCAGUGGCGAGAAGAAGGGUCGAGCCAGGUACUCUCAACUGCAAGUGAGGGGCCCCUUGUAGAUAAAGGACUAGCCCAGAGCAGCCUGGCACUUCUGAUGGAUAAUCCUGGAGAAGAGAAUGCUGCUUCAGAGGACAAGUGGUCCAGCAGGCAGCUGAGUGACCUUCGGGCAGCAGAGAACCUGGACGAGCCUUUCCCUGAGAUGCUAGGAGAGGAACCACUGCCAGAGGUGGAGGGCCCUAUGUGGGCAGCUAUCCCCAUGCAGACGGACCCCCAGUAUGCAGACUGUGCUGUCCUCCCAGUGGGUGCCCUGGCCACAGAGCAGUGGGAAGAGGACCCGGCGGUGUUGGCCUGGAGCAUAGCACCUGAGCCUGUGCCCCAGGAAGAGGCUCCCAUCUGGCCCUUUGAGGGCAUGGGGCAGUUGCAGCCUCCCCCAAUGGAAAUACCAUAUCAUGAAAUUUUGUGGCGAGAAUGGGAGGAUUUCUCCACCCAGCCAGAUGCUCAGGGCCUGAAGCCAGGAGAUGGCCCUCAGUUCCAGUUCACUCUGAUGUCUUAUAACAUCCUGGCUCAGGACCUGAUGCAGCAGAGCUCAGAGCUCUAUCUACAUUGCCAUCCGGACAUCCUCAAUUGGAACUAUCGCUUCAUGAACCUCAUGCAGGAAUUCCAGCACUGGGACCCCGAUAUCCUGUGUCUCCAGGAAGUCCAGGAAGAUCAUUACUGGGAGCAGCUGGAACCCUCUCUGCGAAUGAUGGGCUUUACCUGUUUCUACAAGAGGAGGACCGGGUGUAAAACCGAUGGCUGUGCUGUUUGCUACAAGCCCACCAGAUUCCGCCUGCUUUGUGCCAGCCCUGUGGAGUACUUCCGGCCUGGCUUGGAGCUACUUAAUCGGGAUAAUGUGGGCUUAGUGUUGCUACUGCAACCACUCGUCCCAGAAGGCCUGGGGCAAGUCUCGGUGGCCCCGCUGUGUGUGGCAAAUACCCAUAUCCUUUACAACCCACGCCGGGGUGAUGUCAAGCUGGCCCAGAUGGCCAUUCUCCUGGCAGAAGUGGACAAGGUGGCCAGAUUGUCAGAUGGCAGCCACUGCCCCAUCAUCUUGUGCGGGGACCUAAAUUCUGUCCCUGAUUCACCUCUCUACAACUUCAUCAGGGAUGGAGAGCUCCAGUACCAUGGGAUGCCAGCCUGGAAGGUAUCUGGACAGGAAGACUUCUCUCAUCAGCUUUACCAGAGGAAGCUGCAGGCCCCCCUGUGGCCCACCUCCCUGGGCAUCACUGAUUGCUGUCAGUAUGUCUCCUCCUGUCACCCCAAGAGAUCAGAGAGACGCAAGUAUGGUCGAGACUUCCUGCUACGUUUCCGCUUCUGCGGCAUCGCUUGUCAGCGACCAGUAGGAUUGGUCCUCAUGGAAGGGGUGACAGAUACUAAGCCAGAGCGACCUGCAGGUUGGGCUGAGUCUGUCUUUGAGGAAGACACAUCGGAGCUUGAGCCUGCCUCCUCCAGGACUGUAGGUACCAUCCAGCACUGCCUCCACCUGACCUCAGUAUAUACCCACUUCCUGCCCCAGCGUGGCCGCCCAGAGGUCACUACAAUGCCAUUGGGUCUUGGAAUGACAGUAGAUUACAUCUUCUUCUCAGCCGAGUCCUGCGAAAAUGGGAACAGAACUGAUCACAGGCUGUAUCGAGAUGGAACUCUCAAGCUCCUGGGUCGUCUCUCCCUUCUCUCUGAAGAGAUUCUCUGGGCUGCCAAUGGCUUACCCAACCCCUUCUGCUCUUCAGACCACCUCUGCCUGCUAGCCAGCUUCGGGAUGGAAGUCACCGCUCCAUGACGGGGCUCCCAGGGGAAGAGAGCUUCUCUUUCAGAAGAGCUCACUGGAUCAGAGACUGUGGAGAAAUCCCAUGCUUCUGGAAACUUAGAUCCAAGAAACUUACAUCCCCUCCCUUCCCCCUCCUUGUUCCCUUUUUCCCAUGGUUAGAUUUUCUCCAGGCCUGGCCGUGUUCUCUGCCUGUGGUCCUUGCCUCACCCCAACCUCUUCCUAAUCCUGUGCCACACACUCAGUGGCCUUGGGAGAGGCAGAAGGGAGGCUCCCCCUUCCUUCCAUGUAUCCAGAGCUCCCCCUUGAUUUUUAAUUACCAGGGUUGUGGGAGUUAUUGAUUUCAUUGGUUAUUUGCUUUCAGGCUGUUUCUUGGUGUACCUUCUGACCUGACCUUUUCCCUGCCUUCAGGACCUCUGGGCCCAGCCCUCUUGCCAGGCAUGCACAUGUGAGAUAUGUAUAUCAUGUAUGUGUCCUCUUGGGGUGAGACUGUUCUGCACAGCCAUGCCUGCCUCUGACCAGUCCACUUUUCACAUUGGGGCUGUAGGCCUAGGAGCAGGUUCAGAGUCUUCCCAAGUACCUGUGUAUGACUAGGCAGCAGCAGGGCAUGGCCCCAUCUCUCCUUUUAGCCUCUGUGUUUCAUUAGGCAUUCAUCCUGCCAACCAGGGCAGGCCCGGCAUCUGGGCUCUGGGAACAAAUGGGGCCCACAUCCUGGAGUGGCAAAUUUUGGGGGAUGCGCUACUUGUCCCAGCGGGCCCUGUGCCUCCAACCCAGAGCUCCCUACAGACCUGGUGUAAUUUCUCAAGGGCCCAUCCCUUUCCCCAGGCUUCCCUGAGGGAGGUGGAAGUUUGAACCCUUAUGUGGAGUUCAUUGGGCUAGGGUAGUGGUAUGAGGUUUAAAACUAUUUAAGGAUGAAGAGGAGAAAGAGUCUUCAGGAAACUCUUGUUUCACUGGACUCUGCAGUCUGCAGAACUGGGGCAAGGGUAGGAGUUCCAGUAGGGGAAGGAGCAGGUAGACUCUGCAGCUGCCUCAGGUGGGACUCAAGACCUAAACUGAUUCUCUUUUCCUCUCCACUUCUAAGAAGCAAUUUUCUGUUCCUCUCCUCCCACCACUUUUUACUUUCUGCUACCUCCCGUCUCCCGCUUCCCUUCCAUUUCCUUUCUAGAAAACCCUGGUAUUCAACUCAGUCCAAACUGCCUCAGGAGAAAGGUGGCCUUGGACAAAACUGGUCCAAGAAUUUGAAGUGGCAGUGUUUGCAGAUUGGCUCUGUCCAGCAAGGCUUUAGCUGCUUGUUGCCUCUGCUUUCCCUCCCCUCACACAGAGGUGCCCUGGCUUAUUCAGGGGACUCCUUAGUCCACACUGUGUCACCUGCAUGCCUUAAUCUUUCAUUGCUGGGGUGUGGCCUUGGGAGAUCCUGGGCCAGCCCCUCCACACAUCUCCCUAAGUCAGAGUGGCUGCUGGCCCUGGUAGAUUUGAGUGCUUUUGCCUCACUCGACCUUCAGAGUGGGACUGAAGACAGUGGCCAAGAGACUUGAGUUUGGGACAGUGAGCCAGGGGUUAAGGUUCUUUCCUUUUUUUGAAAGCCAAAGACCCAGUUUGAAUUGUGCUGCUGCAUUCAUGGUUAGAAGCUUUCCAUGCCUAUGUUCUAGGGAAUUUAUUUUUCUAUGUGUGUAUAUUUUUAAACUUUGUUUCCUGGGUACUGGGCAUGUGCCUGUCUGAGCCCCAGGUCUGUCUACACCCCACCAUUCAUUCUGUCUGUCCGUCCCCUGGACACUGCCUAAAAGGGUCUCAAGCCAGUGCCCUAUGGGUUCCUAGGACUAGGGCCCGUUACUGUUCUCUUCUGCUGGGAAAUGCAGCUUUAAAAUGGCUAGCGAGGGCAGAGGGCAGGUGCUUGAUAGUUUAUCUUUUCCUUGCUUUCUUACUUGUUUCUGUUUUGAAUAUGAAAUGGGGUUUUAAAUGGUUAUUAAACUCUUUUUCCAAAUAAAGGUUUACCUUUUUUUCCCCCCAUUGUUGGUCAUUUUUUUAGGAUCCUGAAGGGAUUAGGUCCUUGAGAGAGGGCCUGAAGAAUGAGGUGGGCAGAGGAAGAGACUGAGGAGCUUUUGAUUUUGGGGUGGGGUCUCAAGACAUAAAUCUAGAUUGAGAAAUGUGUUGUAAGGUUUCCCUCUAUUAGCUGAGGUAAAUUCCCACUGCUCUGAGGCCUGGGAGGAACAGGGCUUGAGUGAAACCGCCUGCCUUGACACUGUUGGGGGGGUAUAACUUUCUUCUGUCCUUGCCAAGUGAGAGAAUGACUCUUUGGACUGCUUUUCAUUCUUCCUCCAUCUGCUCCCCCCAAUGCCUCCCUCUAGUGUCUACUGCGCUUCAGGAGGGUCUGUGCAAAGUGGGAUAAGAUGUGUGUUUUCUUGGUUAAAGCUAUGGCAGCUGCAUGAGACAUGAUGCGGGUGGCACAUGCCUCUUGCUGAGCAUCUAUUUCUGAUCUCUUUUGCAUUCUGGAGCCAGGGCUGAGCAGUGGGCCAUCUGUCGCUGGAAAAAUGUCUCUUCCUUCCUAGGCCUAACUCUACUGGUGCUUUUGUCCUCCAGCCUCCCUAUGCAGUAAGACCAGCCAAGCCCACAUGUCCACUGGGAGCCCUGAAACCAGGUCUGGUUUUCUGUCUUACCUGAACAGGUUCCCAGAACCCACACCAGUCCUCUGAAUCAGUCUCUGAGAAUCUGAUUGAUUUAAAGCCACUUGGUUGCUUCCAUUGCACUACCUGGGUUGCAAUCCACUCACUGAUUUAGUAAAAAGAAAAUUCAGCAGCUGGGCGCGGUGGCUCACACCUGUAAUCCCAGCACUUUGGGAGGCUGAGGUGGGCGGAUCACCUGAGCUCAGGAGUUCCAGACCAGCCUGACCGACAUGAAGAAACCCCGUCUCUACUAAAAACACAAAAUUAGCUGGGCAUAAUGGUGCAUGCCUGUAAUCCCAGCGACUUGGAAGCUGAGGCAGGAAAAUCACUUAAACCUGGGAGGUGGAAGUUGCGGUGAGCCGAGAUCGCGCCAUUGCACUCCAGCUUGGGCAACAAGAGCGAAACUCCAUCUCAAAAAAAAAAAAAGGAGAAAAAAGAAAACUCAGCUAGGGAUUAGGAACAUCAUUUGUCCUCUUGGCCUGUUCGGUUGGUGACUAUAGAUGUGAUGAAAAAGGGAAACUUGGGACUCUGGAGCACCAAGAUGGAGCGAGACGGUCAAUACUGAUGGACUUGCAGCUAGCACCAUGGCAGCCUGCCUGGUCUGGGGAAGCUGGCAGGAGGCGAUGGUACCUGGUGGGGGCAGACUGUCCACCUCCCACUCCUUCAGAGGACUGUUUCCUGCCCUUCGCACCAUCAUCACGUUGGGCCCGGCACUCAUGUCCCUGCACUUGGAGUGAGCCCAGGGACACAGGGCAGACACUGGGCCUGCAGAUGUUGCUGCAGCUGAGCCAGAAAACAUUCCAGGCAGGAAAAGCAGGUGCACACAUUCACACAGGCCUCUGGGCACUCCACCAGCCAGAAUGAGACCGACUCCUUGACCUGGGAAGUCAAGUCCCAGCGGGAAGGGCUGGAAAUCACACGUGGUCAACUUCUCAGCUCUCUCUGCUCCCCAAACCCUGGCCCUAGGCUUGCUUUGUCAUCACAUCCCAAGGCCAGAGGGCUGCUGCUGUCCCCAACUUGGCCCUGCCAGAAGAGGGAUAGGGGUGGCUGGCAUGAUGGGUGAGGGGAGCAUGAGAAUGUGCGGAGGCCUUGGAGGGAGAGGACUGGCAGUUACGACAGGAAGGCUCUCUAUACCUGGCUCCCCAGUGUUCUGCCCCUGGCACUCAGCACAAGGAGCCAGGCUUUGGGGAGACUUUGCAAUCACCCCCCCAAUCCUGGUCUAUUUUCCCCAGGUUGCUUUCUUAGAACUCACCUUGACCCCUCCUCAGCCAGCAGCCCCCACCUCCAGGGGCAAAGGAGCUGGAAGGCAGUCCUGAACUGGUGGGAGCUGGGGUCCCAUCAGCCAGGCCCCGUCCCUCACAGGAAGUGAGAUGAGGUGAUACCAUGGAUGGUGACUAAGGCCCCAAAGUCCCUGCCUCUCUGCCUCCCCAGAAACCUCACAGCCAGGCCAGCCCCCGGAGCAGAGCCUGUGUAAACACGCCCAGGAGGGGAGGAGGGGUUGCUACAUAUGAGAAACAGUUAAAAAUAAAUUUAAAAAGCACCACUA